This is a messenger RNA of Toxotes jaculatrix (banded archerfish), 1592 nucleotides long. It is a transcript of the gene bzw2, whose product is annotated as basic leucine zipper and W2 domains 2. Gene Ontology annotation, cellular component: cytoplasm; membrane. The record is from RefSeq and is a predicted model, not a curated record. Gene Ontology annotation, molecular function: protein binding. The transcript has 12 exons. Bases 72 to 1337 code for a protein of 421 amino acids. Lineage: Eukaryota; Metazoa; Chordata; Actinopteri; Toxotidae.
AGGCAGAACGACACUCAGACGGUCAAUACAGUCCAACUCUCUUACAGGACGGAACUCACUGCUGGACGUGUAUGAAUACCGGUAAGCAGCAGAAGCCAGUGCUCACAGGCCAGAGGUUUAAGACCAGGAAAAGGGAUGAAAAGGAGAAAUUUGAGCCAACGGUUUUUCGAGACACGAUUGUUGUGGGCCUUAAUGAAGCCGGUGGCGAUCUGGAUGCUGUCGCCAAGUUUCUAGAUAUCACAGGGUCGCGACUGGACUACAGACGCUAUGCCGACACUCUGUUUGACAUCCUCAUCGCAGGAAGCAUGCUUGCUCCUGGAGGGACUCGUAUUGAUGAGGGCGACAAGACCAAGGUGACGGCGUACUGCGUGUUCACGACUGAGGAAAGCCACGCUGCUCUACGCCAAUAUGCUCAGGUUUUCAAUAAGCUCAUCAGGAGAUACAAAUAUCUGGAGAAGGCCUUUGAGGAAGAAAUCAAAAAGCUGCUGCUCUUCCUGAAGGCCUUCAGUGAGUCAGAGCAGACCAAGCUAGCCAUACUGACUGGCAUCCUGCUGGCCAACAGCACGCUACCACCUCCCAUCAUCACCAGUCUCUUCACUGAAAGUGUUGUUAAAGAAGGAAUCUCUGCAUCGUUUGCUGUGAAGAUGUUCAAAGCAUGGAUCGCAGAGAAAGACGCUAAUUCAGUCACCUCAUCUUUGAGGAAGGCAAACCUGGAUAAAAGACUGCUGGAGCUGUUUCCUGCCAGUAAGCAGAACGUGGAGCAUUUCUCUAAGUACUUCAAUGAAGCCGGGCUCAAGGAGCUGUCAGACUUCCUACAUGUGCAGCAGAGCCUGGGAACCCGCAAGGAGCUGCAGAGAGAACUGCAGGAACGUCUGUCCCAGCACUGUCCCAUCAGAGAGAUGGUGGUGUAUGUGAAGGAGGAGAUGAAGAGGAACGAGCUACAGGAGCACGCCGUGAUUGGCUUGUUGUGGACGUGCCUUAUGAACGCUGUGGAGUGGAACAAGAAGGAGGAGCUGGUCACGGAGCAGGCACUCAAACACCUCAAAUACUAUGCUCCUCUGCUGGCAGUGUUCAGCACUCAGGGUCAGUCUGAGCUGGUGCUGCUGCUGAAGAUCCAGGAGUACUGCUACGACAACAUCCAUUUCAUGAAGUCCUUCUCCAAGAUCGUGGUGCUGUUCUACAAAGCUGACGUCCUGAGUGAGGAGGCCAUCUUGAAGUGGUACAAAGACGCCCACUCUGCUAAAGGGAAGAGCGUCUUCUUAGAGCAGAUGAAGAAGUUUGUGGAGUGGCUCCAGAACGCCGAAGAAGAGUCGGAGUCAGAGGGGGAGGAGGGCUAAAGAAGGAGCAGCUAGAGAUCCCACAGUCUGCAUCCUGAGUCCGGAAUGACAAUGGAUCAACCAGUUAACACGUAGUGUAGAUUCCACCUGGGCUGAGAUGGAGGCCCUCCAACCACAACAAACCCCCCCAGACCCCGUGAAGUAGCUGAGCACCGUUAGAUAACCAGGAAGUGUCUGAACACUGGACCAGGAGUCAGUCCUACACAUGUAGGUGGCCUUACUGAUGUCCAUCCACCACCACGAACUCUCAUCUUU